Messenger RNA from Prunus mume (Japanese apricot), 2570 nucleotides. RefSeq names its product HCO3- transporter family. NCBI's taxonomy places the organism in Eukaryota, Viridiplantae, Streptophyta, Magnoliopsida, Rosales, Rosaceae. Gene Ontology annotation, cellular component: plasma membrane. Gene Ontology annotation, molecular function: solute:inorganic anion antiporter activity. The record is from RefSeq and is a predicted model, not a curated record. Gene Ontology annotation, biological process: monoatomic anion transport; transmembrane transport; monoatomic ion homeostasis.
UCUGGAGAAACCAGACGGUUAUUUUGAGGGUGGAGAGAGAAAAAAAAACCCAGAGAGACAAAAGAAAGCUAAUAGUAAAAGAAACUUAACAGAGAGAUUGAGGAGGGAGAGGGCGAGAUUGUCCCUUGACACUUUAAACAGAGUCUGUGACUUCCGGCAACCCCCCUGCCGGAAUAACUCACUCUUCUGGCACCGGCUACGUCCUCCAUUCCUUGUUACUUAUAAACCCUCUUCAUCGUCGUUCCGCGGCAAUGGACAGCAUCAGAAGUCCAUUCAAGGGAAUAAUCCACGAUGUCAAAGGAAGAGCAGCGUGCUACAAGGAAGACUGGAUUGGAGGACUUUGCUCUGGUGUUAGGAUAUUAGCUCCAACUUUCUACAUUUUCUUUGCUUCUGCACUUCCCGUUAUCACCUUUGGGGAGCAGUUGAGUAGGGAUACAGAUGGAACCUUAAGCACUGUGGAAACUUUGGCUUCUACUGCUCUAUGUGGUAUCAUUCAAUCAUUAUUUGGUGGGCAGCCUUUGCUGGUCUUAGGAGUUGCUGAACCCACUGUCAUAAUGUAUAAUUAUUUGUACACUUUCAGUAAGGGAAGACCAGAGUUGGGGACCAAACUGUUUCUAGCUUGGACUGGCUGGGUUUGUGUCUGGACAUCCCUGUUGCUCAUUCUUCUGGCAAUUUUCAAUGCAUGUAACAUCAUAUCCAGAUUUACUAGAAUUGCAGGGGAACUUUUCGGCAUGUUGAUCUCUGUUCUUUUUAUUCAAGAGGCCAUCAAGGGAGUAAUUUCUGAAUUCAGUAUUCCAAAAGCUGAAAAUCCAAAGCUGGAGGAGUUUCAAUUCCAGUGGCUCUACACCAAUGGGUUGCUUGCUGUCAUUUUCUGCUUCGGUGUCAUUUCCACUUCCCUUAAGAGCAGAAAAGCAAGAUCAUGGUGGUAUGGCACAGGGUGGCUCCGAAGUCUUAUUGCAGAUUAUGGGGUUCCCCUAAUGGUCUUGGUGUGGACAGCACUGUCUUAUGUUGUACCUGGUAAAGUUCCACAUGGAGUUCCUAGGAGGCUUGUUUGUCCAUUUCCCUGGGACUCUGCAUCACUCUACCAUUGGACCGUCACCAAGGAUAUGCCAAAUGUCCCAGUCUUGUACAUCUUUGCUGCCUUCAUACCAGCUGUGAUGAUAGCAGGCCUGUACUUCUUUGACCACAGUGUAGCUUCUCAGCUGGCACAACAGAAGGAGUUUAAUCUUCAAAAACCACCUGCUUACCACUACGAUAUGCUACUGCUGGGAAUAAUGACAUUGAUUUGUGGGUUGCUUGGGCUUCCUCCUUCAAAUGGUGUUCUUCCACAGUCCCCCAUGCACACUAAGAGCCUUGCUGUUCUAAGGAAGCAGGUGAUUCGAAAGAAGAUGAUAAAGAGUGCCCAGGAAUGCAUUAAACUAAAGGCAACCAACUCUGAGAUGUUUGGAAGGAUGGAAGCUGUGUUCAUAGAAAUGGACGGUGGCUCUCCUCCAAAUCCUAAGGAGUUGCAGAACUUAAGGGAGGCUGUAAUGAAAUCUGAUGAUGGGGGAGAGUUGAAGGGAAAAUUUGAUCCAGAGAAACACAUUGAUGCUCAUUUGCCUGUUCGGGUUAAUGAGCAAAGAGUGAGUAACCUGUUGCAGUCACUCCUUGUGGGCGGCUCAGUAUUUGCAAUCUUUGUAAUAAAAAAGAUACCUACCUCAGUUCUCUGGGGAUACUUUGCCUACAUGGCGAUCGAUAGUCUGCACGGGAAUCAGUUCUGGGAGAGGAUCUUGCUGCUCUUCAUCAGCCCUAGCCGGCGUUACAAAGUCUUGGAGGGUUCUCAUGCUUCAUUUGUGGAGUUAGUACCAUUCAAGUACAUUGUUGCAUUUGCGCUCUUCCAACUCGUAUACUUUCUGAUAUGCUUUGGGGUGACAUGGAUACCUAUAGCUGGAAUAUUGUUCCCACUGCCAUUCUUCGUUCUCAUAAGCAUAAGGGAACAUGUGCUACCCAAGUUCUUUCAUCCUGCCCAUCUACAAGAACUAGAUUCUUGUGAGUGGGAGGAAGUUCCCGGUGCUCCACAAGAAAAAGUACCACCUGAACCUGGUAACGACGAGGGCACAGACUAUGAUGGUGAGAUAUUAGAUGAGAUGACAACAAGCAGAGGUGAACUAAAGCUUAGAACCAGCUUCAGUAGUGAAGACAGGCUCUCUCAUGUGCACCCAGAAGAUGGCCAAAUAUGAUGAGACAGUGGAUGCUAAUCAAAUUAUAGAUUGAUUGAGAUCGAAGCUUGUGCUUUUCAUGAUGAGACAAAUGAUGGUUAAGCUCCUCAGCAGAGGAUUGUUGAAGGUCAAGGAUGCCUAGCUUGAAAAAGAUAAGUUAUGGAUAGAGCAAAGCACAUACAGAAAGUUUUUUUUUUUUUUAAGGCAAAAUUAAGGGACAAGGAGUAGAGAAGAGGGGAUAACAAAGGGUGUAAAUUUUUUUUUCUUCUUUUUUAUGGAAGCCAAAGGGUGUACUAAAAUUUUCACUUCUAUUGGUUUUCCAUUUUACAAAUCUUAGUAGUUAAACCACAAUUCCAGAUUAGGUUCUUAUCA